AUGGACUGCAAAAAGGCGCUAACUGAGACGAACGGAAAUAUUGAUGAAGCGAUUCAGAAGUUACGGGAGCAAGGUUUGAAAGCUUCCGAAGUUAGAGGCGGCAGAGCGGCAGAAGAAGGAUUGAUUGUUUCCUAUAUCCAUCCGGGUAGCCGUGUCGGCACGUUAGUCGAACUGAAUUGUGAAACCGAUUUCGUCGCGCGGACGGAGCAGUUCCAAGAGUUGGCGAAAGAGAUUGCGAUGCAGGUUGCAGCCGCGAAACCGAAAUAUGUUAAGGCGGAGGAUGUGCCUGCCGAGGAUCUUGAAGCAGAGAAAACGAUUCUGAAAGCACAAGCAGAGCAGGAGGGUAAACCUGCCCACAUCGCUGAGCGCAUUGUUGAAGGGCGUAUCUCUAAAUACUAUACAGAGACCUGUCUCCUACAGCAGCCCUAUAUCCGCGAUUCAGACCUAACCAUUGAGACCCUCGUGAAGAAUGCAAUUGCCCAAUUGGGUGAGAACAUUGUCGUCAAACGUUUUGUGCUCUAUGUGCUUGGACAGUAA
Geodia barretti is the source of this 537-nucleotide messenger RNA. NCBI's taxonomy places the organism in Eukaryota, Metazoa, Porifera, Demospongiae, Tetractinellida, Geodiidae. The record is from the annotation of a GenBank genome assembly.